Molecule: messenger RNA, 6708 nt
Organism: Coturnix japonica (Japanese quail)
Lineage: Eukaryota; Metazoa; Chordata; Aves; Galliformes; Phasianidae
Gene: BCL11B
Product: BCL11 transcription factor B
Biological process (GO): positive regulation of transcription by RNA polymerase II
Cellular component (GO): nucleus
Molecular function (GO): DNA-binding transcription factor activity; RNA polymerase II cis-regulatory region sequence-specific DNA binding
Source: RefSeq, a predicted model, not a curated record
GGAUGCGGCUUUGUGUGUCCCCCCCCUCAAAUGCUCUUUGCUUUGCUCCCAGCGCUCCGCAUACCCGAGAAAGCAGCAGCGCACAAAGCCCGGAGCUGCUCCCGAUCCGUGCAUGUGCUUUAGUUUGUGUGUGUGUAUGUGUGUGUGUGUGUGUGUGUAUGUGUGUGUGUGUGAGUGAGUGCGGUGUGUGCGAGUGGCGUUUCUUGUUCUCUUGCAGGGUACAAUGUUAAAAAGCCACCGCUAGUCGCCCCCAGUGCUCCUACUCUCUGGAUCUUUUUGUCUCUAGUGCAGAUUAAACGUCACGUCCGCACUUGAACUUGAAUUUUAUCCCAUUGUACAGAGGCAGCCCCAGCCAUAGAGAGACAGAGCGCUCCCAGAGAACCAGGACUCCGCCAUCUUCACAUUGCAAUAUAUAAUAGUAAUAGCCAGCACCAGCCCAGCUGCACUGGGGGCUUCCUUCCUUCCAGUCCCAGCGCCAGGCGAGGGGGGAAGAGUGCAAAGUGGUGCAGGAGCACGGGCAAUCCUAAAGCACCAGGGCAGAGCAGUGCCACUUGAACUGGGAAAGAGGAGACACAGUUUUGGCUGCCCCUUUUCAAACAAAUUUCUCUCUAGAUUAUUUACCCAGCAAGGGUCAAUCUCUGAGAAACAUUUUAUUUUAUUUUUUAUUUUUUUUGGCAAUUUUUUUUUUUUUUUGGCUGUGUGGGCAAGUCCCAAUUUCAGUACUUUUUUAAAAAAAUUCUUUUUUUAUUAUUAUUCCUGAUUUUUUUUUGCUUUUUAAUUUUUUAAAAUUUUUUUUAUUAUUUUUUAUUAUUAUUAUUUUUUAACCCUCCUGGUGGAAAAGCGCACUUUGCCAAUUUGCCAAGCACUCUGGAAACAGAGGGAAAAGAGAAAAGUGUACUGGCGGUGCACAUCCUCCCAAGUUCAAGAAGAGGUUCGGAAGUCCGAGUGGCAGAAGCAGUGGAGAAAAGACAGAGUGUGAAAGAGAAAAAACAAAAAAGAGCGAGAGAGCUUUUCCCGAUGAUGAUGAUGAUGAUGAUGAUGAUUUUUAAUUGAAAGGAGAUCCCAUCCAGUGCACCACAACAGCAGCAAAAAGGUGUUUUUGUGUUUUUUUUUCUUUCCUUUUUUUUUUUUAAAUUUAAUUUUAUUUUUUGAAAGAAGAAGAACUCGAUCGAGAAGAAGAAGAAAAGACGCAAAAAAGCAAGAGGAGGAGGACCGGCCCCCAACGCAGCCCCCAGACCAGUGCAGCUCUCCAGGCGAUGCCAGUGUAAAUGCCAGGGCAAUGUCCCGUCGCAAGCAGGGAAACCCGCAGCACUUGUCACAAAGAGAGAUUAUCACACCAGAGGCUGACCAUGUGGAACCGGCACUCGCCGACGAGGAUGAGAGCCUGGCAAUAGCAGAGCCGGGUGGCAUCAGCAUCGCUGCAGGUGGGACAGACCCCGACUUGUUAACCUGUGGACAGUGUCAGAUGAACUUCCCGCUGGGAGACAUCUUGGUUUUUAUAGAGCACAAAAGAAAACAGUGCAAUGGCACUGGUGGUGUCUGCUAUGAAAAAAGCAUGGAUAAGAGCAGCCCUCCCCCCUCCUCACGCGCCGAGCUCAGGAAAGUGUCAGAGCCAGUGGAAAUCGGGAUCCAAGUCACACCCGAUGAAGAAGACCGUCUUCUCACGCCUACAAAAGGAAUUUGCCCCAAGCAGGAGAACAUUGCAGGGCCGUCCAGGCCUGCAAACCUGCCGGGGGCUCCCAUAGCUGCCUCCUCCCACCCUCACACAUCCGUCAUCACGUCACCUCUCCGCGCACUGGCCUCUCUCCCGCCCUGCCUUAGCCUGCCCUGCUGUGGUGCACGUGCAGUCUCAGUUGGCGGGACUCAGACUGAGAUUCAGACUGAGACGUCAGGUACAUUUGGAUGUCAUUGUCAGUUGUCAGGUAAAGAUGAGCCUUCAAGCUAUAUUUGCACAACAUGCAAGCAGCCUUUUAAUAGCGCUUGGUUCUUGCUUCAGCAUGCCCAGAACACACAUGGAUUCCGCAUCUACCUGGAAACAAGCCCUUCCAACAGUUCCCUUACUCCACGCAUCACCAUCCCACCUCCUCUGGGACCAGAGACUGUUGCACAGUCCCCGCUGAUGAAUUUCCUUGGAGACAACAACCCUUUCAAUCUUCUGCGGAUGACAGGACCCAUCUUGCGUGAACAUCCUGGCUUUGGUGAGGGUCGGCUCCCAAACACGCCUCCUCUAUUCAGCCCACCACCUCGUCAUCAUCUGGAUCCACAUCGCCUUAGUGCCGAAGAAAUGGGGUUAGUUGCCCAGCAUCCCAGUGCCUUUGACAGAGUUAUGCGUUUAAACCCCAUGGCAAUUGAGUCCCCUGCGAUGGAUUUCUCCAGAAGGCUUCGAGAGCUGGCAGGAAACAGUUCCACCCCUCCGCCAGUCUCGCCCAGUCGCACCAACCCUAUGCAUCGCCUGUUGAAUCCUUUCCAGCCAAGUCCUAAAUCACCUUUUUUGAGCACCCCACCACUGCCCCCCAUGCCCCCAAGCAGCACUACGCCUCCCCAGCCUCAGGCCAAGAGUAAGUCCUGUGAAUUCUGUGGGAAAACCUUCAAGUUCCAGAGCAACCUUAUUGUCCACCGGCGUAGUCACACAGGAGAAAAGCCCUACAAAUGUCAGCUAUGUGACCAUGCUUGCUCCCAAGCCAGCAAGCUAAAGCGUCACAUGAAAACGCAUAUGCAUAAAGCUGGCUCCAUGACAGGCAGGUCAGACGAUGGACUGUCGACCACAAGUUCUCCUGAGCCAGGCACGAGCGAGCUCACUGGAGAGGGACUGAAAUCCAGUGAGACAGACUUCAGGAAUGAAAGUGAUCCCUCUCUGGGCCAUGACAAUGAAGAGGAGGAAGAGGAGGAGGAGGAGGAAGAGGAACUGGAGAAUGAGAGCAGGCCAGAGUCAAGCUUCAGUAUGGACUCAGAGCUGAGUCGUAACCGAGAAAACGGUUCCAAAUCACUGCCAGAUGAGAAAUCCCUUGUCCUGGGAAAAGUGAUUGAGAAUGUAAGUCUCGGUGCCAUCCAGCAAUACAAUGACAUGCUAGCUGAGAAACAGAAGAGGAGUAGCUUCAUGAAAAGGUCUUCUGACCAACGAGACCUGUGUCCACGAGAUCUCUGUCCGAGAGACACAGGUGAUGAAGACUCGGUGGUAGGAGAGCUGGACCGCACUGAGGAGGGGACUGUCAAUGGAAGAAACUUUGGCCCAGGUGAGCCCUUCCCAAACUUGUUCCCUCGGAAGCCAACACCUAUCACAAGCCCCAGCUUAAACAACUCAUCUAAACGAAUAAAAGUUGAGAAAGAUUUGGACUUGCCACCAGCAACAAUAAUACCUUCUGAAAACGUUUACUCCCAGUGGCUGGUAGGGUACGCAGCAUCAAGGCACUUCAUGAAGGAUCCGUUUCUAGGAUUCACAGACUCCCGACAAUCUCCCUUCGCCACUUCUUCCGAGCACUCGUCGGAGAAUGGGAGCCUGCGUUUCUCCACCCCGCCGGGGGACAUGCUGGAUGGGGGGCUCUCAGGGCGCAGCGGCACGGCCUCCGGAGGCAGCACCCCCCACAUCAGCGGUCCAGGCCCUGGGCGACCCAGCUCGAAGGAAGGGCGCAGGAGCGAUACAUGUGAGUACUGUGGCAAGGUCUUUAAGAACUGCAGCAAUUUGACGGUGCACCGUCGGAGCCACACUGGAGAGCGGCCUUACAAAUGCGAGCUCUGCAACUAUGCAUGUGCCCAGAGCAGUAAGCUGACGCGUCACAUGAAAACGCAUGGCCAGAUAGGGAAGGAGGUCUACCGCUGCGAGAUUUGUAAGAUGCCUUUUAGCGUGUACAGUACCCUGGAGAAACACAUGAAAAAAUGGCAUGGAGAACAUUUGCUGACAAAUGAUGUCAAAAUUGAGCAGGCAGAAAGAAGCUAAGGCCCCCCUCCCCUCCCCCACUAGGUUAAAUUUCAGGGGUCUAGGUAACAUUUUAUUUGUACAGUUUUAACUAUUGCCAACUGAGAAAAGAUUACCUAACUUGCCUCCGUAAACAUUACUUAGCAUAACUAUGGUAGGUGCCAGACUUUGGCACUUAAAUAUAACCUGUGUCUACAAAGUUCUAUUAAACCCAAGGGUUGAUUAAGGCAGUAAAAAUUGUGGAGCCUUUUAACUGUGCAAUAAUUUCUGUAUUUAUUGGGUUUUUGUAAUUUUUUGGCAUGUGCAGGUACUUUUUUUUAUUCUUUCUGUUUAAAUUUCUUUUAAAUUUUGUUGGGUAUCCCUUUUUAAUUUUACCCAGUCGUAGCCUGAGAUUACUUGCAUUGUAGGGGAGAAACAUAUCUUUUUAAAUUAUAAUUUUUGGGCCGCUGCUUUGUUGAAAUUUAAGCUAAGCAUGUGUAAUUUCUUGUGAAGAAGCCAGCAUUUUAACAGAUUUUUCUUUCUUUCGCCCCUCCUCCCCCUUCUUUUUCCAUUCCUCUUUUUAAAUAACCCUGAAGAUUAGGGAAAACAAAAUUGUACAGCGGAUAACAAUCUUUAAAAUUAGCACUUUCUUUUGGAAUUGGAUGGAAUAUGUAGCACUGACAAUGUCACUAAUGAUAGAGGCCUUUUCUAGAUGGAUUUCAACCUUAAAAUCAUGUCAGCUAAAAAGUCAUAGGUGCAAAAGGCAGCUACAUUCAAAAAACAAAACAAAGCAAAACAAAACAAACAAUAACAUUCUUAAUUGUGCAUUAUUAUUGGAUAGUUUCUUCUUGCUAUUAAAGCUAUGGCAACAGAAUGGUGCCACAUUGUCACUUUGGGGGUCUUUCCCUCUCUCUUGCCACUCUUCCCAGAGACAAUAGAAGUACAUCUUGUGUAUGGUAGCAUUCUCAGAGGAGCCAGGUUUUUCAUUUUAAACCUCAUAAACACAAAGCUGAGCCUAGGCCGUCUGUAUGUGCCUCUCCUCUAGUCCAAAUAUGCUGUAGUUAAAAGAAUUAGUAGAGGCUUGAGCAAGUGGCAAUUUCUCAAUGAAAAGACUUGACUCACAGUCUUUUGGUUUAUGAAUGGAAAUAUCAAAACUAUCUUAUAUGAUGUACAAUGGUGUUAUGCUACUAUAAGGAAGGAAAAAAAAAUUCUAGUCCAUCUACUUGUCUCGGCAAGAUUCUGCUCCUACUGAAGUCACUAAGAAUUUUCCCAUUGACUUAAUUAGGAACAGAAGUUAAUUGUAUUUUGAGAAAAGCAUCAAAACAGAAAAAAAGUAAAGAACAGAAAAAUGCACCUGCUCUACUUUCAAAUUUCCUUUUUUUUUUUUUUUUCAAAGCUCAUUAUGCCUAAUAUUAACAAACAGUGAACAAACAGUGGACAAUUAUGGUUAGAGAUUUUAAUUAUGUUGACCCGCACUUUAAAGCUUUUGUUUGUGGUUAAGACAAAAAUGGCUUCUCAACAAGAAAUUAUGUCAUAUUCUUCUAUUUGGCCCAAAGGUGGGUUAAACUGUAAGGGAACAGCUGAGAUUAAGUGUCAGUGUUGCUAAGCAUGGCAUUCACAAUACUGGCACUAUAAAGAAAAAUAAAUAAAAAUAAUUUAUUGGACAGUUUUUCUACUGCCAUUCAAUUUGACGUGAGUGCCUUGAAAACUGAUCUUCCUAUUUGAGUCUCUUGAGACAAAUGCAAAAUGUUUUUGUGAAAUGAAAAGACUUUAAAAAAAAAGAAAAAAAGUAAAACAAGAAAAGUACGUUCUUUAGAAAAAAAGAGCCACAUUUACUUAAAAAAAAAAUAAAAAUAAAAAUUACUGGUUGAAGAUAGUGGACGUGAAAAUGCCAUAAGACCCAAUCAAAUGAAGAUGUAUACCCAGCACAACUUCGGACAUCCAUUAGCUGAAUUAUUCUCAGCUUUUUUUUUUUUUUCAGGACAACGCUGCUUAGGAAAUGGAAUGGAAAUGAUUUACUGCUGAAUUAAAACUCAAAUGACACAAAUUACAAGUUGUUAUCAUUGAAUGAGAAAAAAAAACAAUUCAGGAACAACGGCUAAUUUUUUUUUUUUAAAGUUAAAUUUAGUGCACUCUGUCUUAAAAUACGUUUACAGUAUUGAAUACAUACAAGGGUAAAAAAGAAAUUGUGUGUAUGUGUGUUUGAGCAAUCUUUUUUUUUUUCAAAGUUUGCUUAAUAGGUUAUUAAAAAAAAAAUGCCAUAAUGGCCAUGUGUAUAUUGUUUUCUUUUGGUGACGGGGUUUUAGUAUAUAUUAUAUAUAUUAAAAUUUCUUGAUUACUGUAAAAGUGGACCAGUAUUUGUAAUAAUGGAGAAUGCCUGGGCAUUUUACAAAACCAGAAAGAAAAAAUAACAAAAAAUAACAAAAAAAGCAAAAAAAAAACAAAAAAAAAACACCUUUUCUUUUUUCCUUGAAAAUGUUGCAGUAAAAUUUAAAUGGUGGGUCUAUAAAUUUGUUCUUGUCACUGUAACUGUAAAGUCUUGAGUUUUAGUAAAUUUUUUUCUGCCUUGGGUGUUGAAUUUUUAUUUCCAAAAUGUAUAGAAUCUCGUAUUCGGGGAUUACAAGGUGAUUGCUACACCAAGUAGAAAAAGUAUGUAGAAAAAAGUGCUUAAUAUUGUUAUUGCUUUGCAGAAAAAAAGAAAAAAAAAAAUCACGUUUCUGACCUGUACCUAUUUUUCUCUUUUUUUCUUCCCCCCAUCCCCAUUCCCUUCCCCUUCUGGAAUGGAUAUUGAUAUUGGUUGAUUCAUAUGAUGUAGG